CCAUUUUCAUCAUUUUCAGAAACGAUAUCUCGAUGGAAUCCAUAUUUCUGAAACUUGUCUUCCCACCACCACCUUCGAUCUUCCUCAAUACAUUGUCGCUGAUUAGCAUACCCUCCUUCGCCCUCGGCGGGCUUUCCGAAUUCAGAGGAAACAAUAUGCCGUAUUCCAAAUUCUUCACCAACAACACCAAUAAUAAUAAUAAUAAUAAUCAUGUCACUGCUACUAAUCUUCAGAAACAGUCUUCUUCCCAAGAGAAAAAAACCAAAGAGGUGUCCAGUAGAUUAGGCAUGCUUAUAUGUUACACCCCUGCUUUUCUAGCCAGCUUGGCUUUUUACCUUCUUUUUCCCCAAGAGAGUUACAACUUGAGAAUGCUCUUGCUCAGUUCUGCUCUGGCUCUUCAUUUCUUCAAGAGGAUUUUUGAGGUGUUAUGUGUUCACAAGUACAGUGGCAGCAUGGCUCUUAAAACUGCAAUGACCAUCGGUAUAAGUUACUUAUCAUCCACAGCAAGUAUGAUUUAUGCUCAACACCUCUCACAAGGGCUUGCAGAGCCACCCAUUGAUCUGAAAUACAUUGGGUCAUUGUUGUUCCUAAUAGGGUUAAGUGGGAAUUUCUACCACCAUUAUCUUCUUUCCAAACUAAGAGAAAAGGGUGAGAAAAAGUAUAAGAUUCCAAAAGGUGGGCUUUUUGGCUUAGUCAUAUGUCCACAUUACAUGUUUGAGAUCAUAGAAUUUUUGGGCUUCUUUUUUAUUUCUCAAACAUUGCAUUCAUUUUCUAUAGCCAUAGGCACAAUGUUUUACUUGGUGGGGAGGAGUGUUGCUACUAGGCGAUGGUACUUAACUAAGUUUGAGAGUUUUCCUCAACAUGUCAAGGCUCUUAUUCCAUAUGUAUUUUAGAUAUAGAAAAUAUAUAUUCAAAUAAUGCAAUAUGAAGUAAUAAAUUACCCUAUCAUAUAAA
Messenger RNA from Humulus lupulus (European hop), 954 nucleotides. RefSeq lists its product as uncharacterized. The transcript has 2 exons. Lineage: Eukaryota; Viridiplantae; Streptophyta; Magnoliopsida; Rosales; Cannabaceae. Gene Ontology annotation, biological process: lipid metabolic process. The coding region runs from base 33 to 893 and encodes 286 amino acids. Gene Ontology annotation, molecular function: oxidoreductase activity, acting on the CH-CH group of donors. The record is from RefSeq and is a predicted model, not a curated record.